Molecule: messenger RNA, 266 nt
Organism: Staurois parvus
Lineage: Eukaryota; Metazoa; Chordata; Amphibia; Anura; Ranidae
Source: the annotation of a GenBank genome assembly
AGCACUUCAGAAAAUGAAGGCAGACAUUACAGUUACAAUACGGGCCAGGGGCGAACUGCCUGAGGGCCUGGGGUCAGUAGGGGGCCCCGUGAGAUGCCCCUGGUACCUUUUUCAUUGGCUUUUUUGAGUUCGGGCAAGGACACAGGGACCCCAUGAUCCCCUAUUGCCCCGGGGGCCCCAUGAGUUGUCAGUCCACCCCUGAUACGGGCAGCACAGUGGCUAAAUGGUUAGCACUUCCGCCUGGCAGUACUGGGGUUGCCAGUCAA